Brassica oleracea var. oleracea is the source of this 4149-nucleotide messenger RNA. Its product is annotated as protein VARIATION IN COMPOUND TRIGGERED ROOT growth response-like. Gene Ontology annotation, molecular function: ADP binding. Bases 108 to 3665 code for a protein of 1185 amino acids. Lineage: Eukaryota; Viridiplantae; Streptophyta; Magnoliopsida; Brassicales; Brassicaceae. Gene Ontology annotation, biological process: signal transduction; defense response. The record is from RefSeq and is a predicted model, not a curated record. The transcript is spliced from 7 exons.
ACUUCCUUCAAGUAGCUACACACCAAUCUGCUAAGUUAACAUUCUUCAGAUAAUCAAUCAGUCACCAAGUCCUUCUUUUCCUUCAUAUUAUUUUUGCUCCUAUCUCUAUGGCUCUCUCGUUAGCUUCUUCUCCUUCCUCUUCUCGCACUUGGUUGUACGAUGUUUUCCCUAGCUUCAGUGGGGUAGACGUUCGUGUUACUUUCCUCAGCCACUUGUUGAAGGAGUUUGACAAAAAGUUGAUCACUGCUUUCAAAGACAACGAGAUCGAGAGAAGUCGAUCACUGGAUCCCGAGCUUAAACAAGCCAUUAAAGAUUCGAGGAUCGCAGUGGUUAUCUUCUCCCAAAACUAUGCCUCUUCAAGCUGGUGUCUUAAUGAGUUGUUAGAGAUAGUCAAGUGUGGUCAAAUGGUGAUACCUGUUUUCUACGGGUUGGAUCCUUCCCAUGUGAGGAAACAAACCGGUGCCUUUGGGAAAAUAUUUGAAGAAACAUGCAAGAAUCAAACAGAGGAAGUGAUAAUAAUUCAAUGGAGGAGAGCUUUGACCGAUGUAGCCAAUACUCUCGGGUAUCAUUCAGUAAACUGGGGUAACGAAGCUGCAAUGAUUGAAGAAAUCGCCAAUGAUGUUUUGGGUAAACUACUUUUAACUUCACCGAAGGAUUCAGAGAACUUUGUGGGCAUCGAAGAUCAUCUUGCAAAACUGAGUGUACUGCUUCAGUUGGACGCGGAGGAAGUGAGGAUGGUUGGUUUAUGGGGUUCCUCAGGGAUCGGCAAGACUACAAUUGCAAGAGUUCUGUUUCAACGACUUUCUCGACACUUCCGAGGUAGCAUUUUCAUAGACAGGGCUUUUGUAUCUAAGACUAUGGAAAUUUUCAAGGCAGCUAAUCCGGACGACUAUAACAUGAAGCUGCAUUUGCAAAGAAAUUUCCUAUCUGAAAUCUUAGGUAAAGGAGACAUAAAGAUACAUAAUUUGAGUGCAGUUGGGGAGAGGCUGAAGAAUCAGAAAGUUCUUAUUUUCAUUGAUGAUUUUGAUGAUCAAGUUGUGCUAGAUGCCUUGGUUGGUCAAACUCAAUGGUUUGGAAGUGGGAGCAGAAUCGUUGUGGUUACAAAUGAUAAGCAGUAUCUAAGGGCCCAUGGGAUUAAUAAAAUUUACGAGGUCUGUCUCCCAACUGAAAACCUAGCUGUUGAGAUGUUAUGUCGAUCUGCUUUCAGGAAAAAGGCUGCACCUGAAGGUUUUGAGGAGCUUGUAGCUAAAGUUACAGGACUUGCUGGUAGUCUUCCUUUAGGUCUUAAUGUUUUGGGUUCAUAUCUACGGGGAAGGGACAAGGAGUACUGGAUGGAUUUGUUGCCAAGGCUUCAGAAUUGUUUAGAUGAGAAAAUUGAGAAGACAUUGAGAGUCAGCUACGAUGGAUUAAGAAGCGAAGAAGAUAAAGUGUUAUUUCGCCACAUCGCAUGUCUUUUCCAUUGGGAAAAAGUCACAUACCUGAAGUUUCUGCUCGCUGAUAGUGGGUUGAGUGUUACGGUUGGGCUGGAAAACCUAGCCGAUAAGUCCCUAAUUCAUGUAAGUUCGGGUUAUGUGAGAAUGCCCAGUUUGCUACAAGAGAUGGGUAGGCGUCUUGUUCGUAUUGGGGAGCCUGAAAAACGAGAAUUUCUGGUGGACGCACAAGAUAUCUGUGAUGUACUCAGUCAAGACACUGGUACUCAUAAGAUAUUGGGUAUAAAAUUGAAUAUUGAUGAGAUUGAUGAACUGAAUGUGCAUGAGAAUGCCUUCAAAGGGAUGCGCAAUCUGCGUUUCCUGGAAAUUCACUCACAAACCCGUUAUGAGAUUGGAAAGGAAGAAGUUACAAUUCACUUACCUGAAAACUUCGACUAUUUGCCUCCUAAACUUAAAAUAUUGGAUUGGUAUGAAUAUCCAAUGAGAUGUCUUCCUUCUAAGUUUCGUCCUGAAAAACUCGUCAAGCUCAAAAUGGUGAAUAGCAAGCUCGAGAAGCUGUGGGAAGGGAUUGUGUCGCUUACAUGUCUAAAAGAGAUGAAUAUGUCGAGAUCUCAAAACUUGAUAGAAAUGCCAGAUCUUUCAAAGGCCACCAAUCUGGAGACACUAUAUCUUGAGAAUUGUUAUAGUUUGGUCAAGCUUCCUUCCUCUAUUCCACAUCCUAACAAACUGACGACAUUAAACAUGAUGUAUUGUCGAAAUGUGGAGACUAUUCCAACUGGCAUUAGCCUCAAAUCUCUCAAAAACCUAUAUACUAAUGGAUGCUCACGGAUGAGGACUUUUCCCCAAAUCUCAAGCACCAUCGUACGUGUGGACAUAGACGCAACAUCCAUUGAAGCAAUACCUUCAAAUUUGAGUUUGUGUUUCGAGAAUCUCGAUACCUUUAUGAUGCACAGCCUAAAGAAACUAUGGGAAAGAGUGCAGCUUCUUACUCUCCUCACGCCGAUCAUGUCUCCCUCUUUGUGGUAUCUGGAUCUCUCGUAUAACCCUGGCUUGGUGGAGCUUCCUUCUUCAUUUAAGAAUCUCCAUAAACUGAGGAGAUUGAAAAUUAGUAACUGCGUAAAUCUGGAAACUCUUCCCACCGGAAUCAACCUCGGAUCUCUCCAUCUCCUAGAUCUCAGUGGAUGCUCAAGGUUGAGGACUUUUCCCCAAAUCUCAACCAACAACAAAAAGCUCGAUCUAAGCGAAACAGCCAUUGAAGGAAUUCCUUGUUCGAUUGAUAAAUUCACCCGUCUUGUAUACCUCACGAUGGAGGGAUGCAUAAAUCUGGAGACUCUUCCCACCGGAAUCAACCUCCAAUCUCUCUCGGAACUAAAUCUCAAUGGAUGCUCACGGUUGAGGACUUUUCCUGAUAUCUCUACCAACAUCAGACGGCUCAAUCUAAGCGGAACAGCCAUUGAAGAGGUUCCUUGUUGGAUCGAGAAAUUCUCCGGGCUUAACUUCCUAUGGAUGAAGGGAUGCAACAAUUUGGAAUAUGUAAACCUAAACAUUUCUAAACUCAAACAUCUUCAAAAUGUCGACUUUUCAGACUGCAAGUCAUUGACUGGAGCUAGCUGGAAUAAUCGUCCAAGAGAAAGUGCCUUGAGUUAUUACCACGGAUCCUACAGUUGUAUCGAUUUCACCAAGUGCAUAAACUUGGAUCAAGAAGCUCUGUUUCAAAAGAAAACAUAUUCAGAUUGUCUACUGAGGUUGUCAGGUGAACAAGUGCCUUCAUAUUUCACUCACCUUACUACUGGAACCUCCUCCUCUCUCACCAUUCCUUUACUUCACAGCGCUCUCACGCAACCAUUCCUCCGAUUCAGAGCUUGCAUUGUGUUUGAUUCGGACAAUGAGUCAUAUAGCAAAGGUGUCUUUAGAUUCAAAGGCAGUUUUCGGAACUGCUCUGAUUCCUAUUAUCAGGCACAAGACUUCUGCGCAGUCACGGAUGAUUAUAUGAUCGGUUCAUUUGAGAAGGAUGCUUAUCUGUCUGUAUUAGACUACCAGAUGUCUCAAAUCCCUUUAGAAAUGAACUUCGAUCGCCUGGAUCUGAAGAUUGAUAUUGUUGAUUCUAAUGAUGCUAAAAUUAAAGGAUGGGGUAUACGAAUCUUAGAGGAGGACUGUUCAUCGGCAGACAACCGACUUGGUUAUCCAAACAUUCUACCACAUGUUUUUGAAGCCCAUGAAGGCAAAUAUGCUUAAUGAGGCUGGUGAAUGUGGAGGCAAAUGAUGUAGUGACGGAAACAAGCCGAUUUCGUGAAUAAACUUUUGAUUGUGUUAGGUUGUAACGCAGAGCAUCUAAAAUUAGGAAUUAAAUCAGUUCCACAAACCAAAUAGACAUUUUUCGACUGGUGAUUUCAGACGAAUCAUUGGAAUGCUUCUACAGCUUUUCCAGCAGUUUAGUGGAAUCAAUGCUAUUAUGUUCUAUGCACCGGUUUUGUUCCAGACCGUUGGAUUUGGAAGUAACGCAGCUCUUCUCUCUGCGGUUAUCACGGGAAGCAUCAACGUUCUCAGUACGUUCGUAGGGAUCUACCUCGUGGACAGAACCAGUCGGAGGUUCCUUCUUUUACAAUCUUCCGUUCACAUGCUCAUUUCCCAGUUGAUCAUUGGAAUCAUCCUAGCAAAAGACUUGGGUAUCACGGGAACACUCGGGAAGGCACAAGCCAUGGUGGUUGUGGUCUUUGUG